GGAUGAGAACAAGCAGCAUUGCUGCUAAAACACGUUAUUUAACGCUGAGCUUUUGAAUAAUCGGCGUGUAUUUGGUGCAAAACCAACCAACUAGGGAUUAACCGGGGGUGUGUGUUUUUUCUCAGCGUCUUUUUAUUGAUUUACACACGUUCCUUUAGCAUCGGUUGAACACUGAAGAAAUAUAAUCCGGUUUGAGUUGUGCGCGGCAAUCUAACUAGUUAGCGACUACUUCUGUGAAGAGUGGCUGGGACAGAAUGGAGCUUAUAACAAUUCUCGAAAAAACCGUCUCUCCAGAUCGAAAUGAACUGGAGGCGGCACAGAAGUUUCUGGAACAAGCGGCGAUUGAAAAUCUGCCGACGUUCCUGGUGGAGCUCUCCAAGGUUCUGGCCAACCCAGGGAACACCCAGGUGGCCCGCGUGGCUGCAGGCCUGCAGGUGAAGAACUCGCUCACCUCCAAGGACCCAGACGUCAAGUCCCAGUACCAGCAGCGAUGGCUGGCCAUCGACGCCAACGCACGCCGCGAGAUCAAGAACUUUGUGCUGCAGACCCUGGGCACGGAGACAUACCGGCCCAGCUCGGCCUCCCAGUGCGUGGCUGGGAUCGCCUGUGCCGAGAUCCCGGUGAGCCAGUGGCCGGAGCUCAUCCCCCAGCUGGUGGCCAAUGUGACGGACCCCAGCAGCACUGAGCACAUGAAGGAGUCCACCCUGGAGGCAAUAGGGUACAUCUGCCAGGACAUAGACCCAGAGCAGCUUCAGGACAACGCCAACCAGAUCCUGACGGCCAUAAUCCAGGGCAUGAGGAAGGAGGAGCCUAGCAACAACGUCAAGUUGGCCGCCACCAACGCCCUCCUCAACUCCCUGGAGUUCACCAAAGCCAACUUCGACAAGGAGACGGAGAGACACUUUAUAAUGCAGGUCGUCUGUGAAGCCACACAGUGCCCAGACACCAGAGUGCGUGUGGCAGCCUUACAGAACCUGGUCAAGAUCAUGUCCCUGUAUUACCAGUACAUGGAGACUUACAUGGGCCCAGCACUUUUCGCGAUCACAAUAGAAGCCAUGAAAAGUGACAUAGACGAAGUUGCCUUACAAGGGAUUGAGUUCUGGUCCAACGUUUGUGAUGAGGAGAUGGACCUGGCUAUCGAGGCCUCUGAGGCCUCUGAACAGGGCCGACCCCCAGAGCACACUAGUAAAUUCUAUGCCAAAGGAGCCUUGCAGUACCUGGUACCCAUCCUGACCCAGACCCUCACCAAGCAGGAUGAGAAUGAUGACGAUGAUGACUGGAACCCGUGCAAGGCAGCGGGGGUGUGUCUCAUGCUGCUGGCCACCUGCUGUGAGGAUGAUGUGGUUCCCCACGUGCUGCCCUUCAUCAAGGAGCACAUCAAGCACCCUGACUGGAGGUACCGUGACGCCUCCGUCAUGGCCUUCGGCUCCAUCCUGGAGGGCCCGGAACUCAGCCAGCUCAAACCCCUGGUCAUACAGGCGAUGCCCACCCUGAUAGAGCUAAUGAAGGACCCCAGCGUGGUGGUGAGGGACACCACAGCCUGGACAGUGGGCCGCAUCUGUGAGCUGCUGCCAGAGGCGGCCAUCAACGAGGUGUACCUGGCCCCCCUUCUGCAGUGCCUCAUCCAGGGGCUGGGGGCGGAGCCUCGCGUCGCCUCCAACGUCUGCUGGGCCUUCUCCAGUCUAGCCGAGGCAGCGUACGAGGCGACAGACGCGGCCGAGGAGCAGGAGGAGCCGGCCACCUACUGCCUCUCCUCCUCCUUCGAGAUCAUCGUCCAGAAGCUGCUGGAGACCACAGACAGGCCAGACGGUCACCAGAACAACCUGCGCAGCGCUGCUUACGAGGCCCUGAUGGAGAUCGUGAAGAACAGCGCCAAGGACUGCUACCCUGCCGUCCAGAAGACCACCCUGGUCAUCAUGGAGCGCCUACAACAGGUCCUGCAGAUGGAGUCCCACAUCCAGAGCACGUCAGACAGAAUCCAGUUCAACGACCUGCAGUCCCUGCUGUGUGCCACGCUACAGAACGUCCUAAGGAAGGUGCAGCACCACGAUGCUCUGCAGAUCUCCGACGUGGUGAUGGCAUCGCUGCUCAGAAUGUUCCAGAGCACCGCAGGCUCCGGGGGCGUGCAGGAAGAUGCCCUCAUGGCCGUCUCCACUCUGGUGGAAGUUCUGGGAAGUGACUUCCAGAAGUACAUGGAUGCCUUCAAGCCUUUCCUGGCCAUCGGCCUGAAGAACUACGCAGAGUACCAGGUGUGUCUGGCGGCCGUGGGGCUGGUGUGUGACCUGUGUCGAGCCCUCAUGACCAACAUCCUGCCCUUCUGUGACGAGAUCAUGCAGCUACUGCUGGAGAACCUGGGGAAUGAGAAUGUGCACAGGUCCGUUAAGCCUCAGAUCCUGUCAGCGUUCGGGGACAUCGCUCUGGCCAUCGGAGGAGAGUUCAAGAAGUACCUGGAGAUCGUCCUGGACACCCUGCAGCAGGCCUCGCAGGCCCAGGUGGACAAGACGGACUACGACAUGGUGGACUACCUGAACGAGCUGCGUGAGGGCUGUCUGGAGGCCUACACCGGCAUCAUCCAGGGCCUGAAGGGGGACCAGGAGAACGUCCACCCUGACGUGAUGCUGGUCCAGCCCAGGGUGGAGUUCAUCCUCUCCUUCAUCCACCACAUCGCCGAGGAUGAGGACCACACUGAUGCUGUGGUGGCCAACGCAGCGGGACUCAUCGGUGACCUGUGCACAGCGUUUGGAAAGGACGUGAUGAAGAUGGUGGAGGUUCGGCCCCUCAUCAAUGACUUGCUGACUGAGGGCCGCAGGUCCAAGUUCAACAAGACCAAGACCCUGGCCACCUGGGCCACCAAGGAGCUCCGCAAGCUGAAGAGCCAAGCCUGAUUUCACGCUGGUUGGGGAUGAAUAUUCUACAUGGAUGAACAAUGAGAGCAUAAGCCCCGCUGGGCUUCCUUCUGUCUCCUGUGUGUGGGUCACAGCAGAAGGGAAGUGUGUGCGCUGAGUGUCUGAGAGUGUGAGAGAGAGAGUGAGAGCGCGAGCGAGAGAGGAUCGACAUCACACCACCUUCUGAGUACAGUUCCAGCAGUCGCCGGCAGACUAGCAGCCCCCCCCCCCCCCCCCCCGACGACCUUCAACCCACCCACACCACCCCCAACCCUCCCUCCUCCUGGCCACCUGUGGACUGUUCUGACUUGGACGAGGACUCCUUACAAUCUCCCUGGACCGCUGUAGGCUAGCUCUAGAACUCUUCUGAUUAAUAACUAACUUUAGUCUACAACCGGAAAAACAAACUGCCAAAAUGUGGUUUCUUUUUGGGGAGGGGAAAAACAAACGGAUCUGAAAAGGACUUGACUAUUUUGCUCUUUGACCGAUCUGUGGAAGACGGACUACUUUUUAUUUUUUCUCUUUUUUUUUCCUUUUGGUUCCUUACAAGCACUAUAUGGUUGUGGACUUCAACAAAACGGAGAUGGUCAAUUUUACGCAAACGUUAAACCCAGUUUGGCCGUAGACACGCACCCUAGCACCACUGCUGGGAUUGGAGGAAAUGGAAUCAGAAGGGGAUUGGGAGUUCCCCCCCCCCCCCCCCCCCUCAAACCUCUCUUACCUCUGCCCCCCUUCCCCCCCAGCCCGCCCCUCCAUUGGUCUCCCCCCCAGUGCUACAGGGGCAAGGGUGGCCAGCUAGGCUGGGAGUAUCUGGUGUGAAUGAGGGAGGGGGGGGCGAUUUACUGUCUCCACCCCCCUGGACCCCCCUCCCGGUCAUAACAAAUACAUAAAUGAUGAUGAUGAUAAUAAAGCUGGAGGUAAAUUGAUGAAAUUGUCCUGCUCUCUUUGGGAGAUGACAACAGAGUUGUGGGCGGAGCCCCGAACCUACACAGCACUUGUGUGAAUUGGCGAGAUGGUGUUCGUUCUUCUUUUCCUACUAGAGAAUCACUGACUGUUCACCGGUUAUUAUUUACUUUGCUUUCCUUUUUUUCAAAGCAUCGGUUGCCGUUCUUCUUCAAUGUGGGCUUGUGUAGAUUCAACUCAACCCUCGACCAAUCAGGGAAGACUCGAUGCAAGGGGAACACAAAGCACUCAAUUUAACAAGUACCACUUCAUCUCCUUCAUUAACCAUGCGUGAGCAGGAGAAUAAGAGUGCCAAAUUUAUAUCCAGGCUUCUCAGCAAAUAGGUUUGAAUUUUAAACGGAUGCUAUGGUAUUGAAGCAAAUUCACUAUUGCUUACAGGAGAGGUGGGUUCAAUACGCGAGGUUUCUAAGUGAUCUACAUGAACUAGGUAAUUGGGCUCGUGCUAGCUUGUUCAGUUCCCAUUUCUAGAUGUUUUCGCUGUAUUUCGUUGGGAAAGGGACACACCAUUUUUGUUCAAAUUAAGAAUUGAAGACGUUUGUAUAAGGUUAUAUUUUUCCAUUGCUAUGAAAAACAAUAAAAUGAUAUCAAACAUU
This is a messenger RNA of Osmerus eperlanus (European smelt), 4441 nucleotides long. RefSeq names its product karyopherin (importin) beta 1 (gene kpnb1). Gene Ontology annotation, molecular function: small GTPase binding; nuclear import signal receptor activity. Gene Ontology annotation, cellular component: cytoplasm; nucleus. Lineage: Eukaryota; Metazoa; Chordata; Actinopteri; Osmeriformes; Osmeridae. Gene Ontology annotation, biological process: protein import into nucleus. The record is from RefSeq and is a predicted model, not a curated record. The coding region runs from base 255 to 2885 and encodes 876 amino acids. The transcript has 22 exons.